Messenger RNA from Trichechus manatus latirostris (Florida manatee), 5040 nucleotides. RefSeq names its product neuropilin 2 (gene NRP2). Bases 613 to 3393 code for a protein of 926 amino acids. NCBI's taxonomy places the organism in Eukaryota, Metazoa, Chordata, Mammalia, Sirenia, Trichechidae. Gene Ontology annotation, cellular component: glutamatergic synapse; postsynaptic membrane; plasma membrane. Gene Ontology annotation, biological process: angiogenesis; axon guidance; vascular endothelial growth factor signaling pathway. The transcript has 17 exons. The record is from RefSeq and is a predicted model, not a curated record. Gene Ontology annotation, molecular function: vascular endothelial growth factor receptor activity; semaphorin receptor activity.
AGCAGCUUCCUUCCUCAGGCUCCCCUCGUGAGGCUGACCAAGCGGGUGUAGUCGGAGGGGGGGCUCCCGCUGGGGGAAACCGGCAAGGGCAAGAGCUGUUGGGCCGCCUCCCAUUCGCGCCGUCUGUCGGUCGGUGCCUCCGCUCGCGUGUCCGUCCAGGGUGCCGGGGGAUGUGUGUCAGUUUACGCCUCUGAGAUCACACAGCUGCCUGGGAGCCGUGCGAUGCCCACGGCAAGUCUUGGCUUUUCUUUUUGUUAUUGUUUUUACAUUUGGCUUUUGGGAAAUAUUCGUGAUGUUGUAGGAUAAAGGAAAUGACACUUUGAGGAACUGAAGAGAACAUACAUGUGUUUUGUUCUUGAGAGGAAACUCGUCCCCUCUUCCCGGCUUGCUCCUUUGCUGAUUUCAGGAGCUACCCUCCUUCGGGCGAGGUGGGGAUUCCAGCAAGAAUAAAGGUGAAGACGGGCCGUCAGGACCCAGGAGGGAAAUACUGACCAUUAGAAACCUUUGCAGAAGACAUUAUAAGGAAGAAAAUAAGAGAGAGAGAAAAAACACAAAGACUUUUAAUUAUACAAGAAGCCUCCAAAUCCAGCUCUGGAGAAAGCCUCCUCCGAAAUGGAUAUGUUUCCUCUUACCUGGGUUUUCUUAGCGCUCUACUUUUCAGGACAUGAAGUGAGAGGUCAACCAGACCCACCCUGUGGAGGUCGUUUGAAUUCCAAGGAUGCUGGCUACAUCACCUCCCCAGGCUAUCCCCAGGAUUAUCCCUCCCACCAGAACUGCGAGUGGAUUGUUUAUGCCCCCGAACCCAACCAGAAGAUUGUCCUCAACUUCAACCCUCACUUCGAAAUCGAGAAGCAUGACUGCAAGUAUGACUUCAUUGAGAUUCGGGAUGGGGACAGUGAAUCCGCAGACCUCCUGGGAAAGCAUUGUGGGAACAUCGCCCCGCCUACCAUCAUCUCCUCUGGCUCUGUACUCUACAUCAAGUUCACAUCUGACUACGCCCGGCAGGGGGCAGGCUUCUCCCUGCGUUAUGAGAUCUUCAAGACAGGCUCUGAAGAUUGUUCAAAGAACUUCACAAGCCCCAAUGGGACCAUCGAAUCGCCUGGGUUCCCUGAGAAGUACCCACACAACUUGGACUGCACCUUUACCAUCCUGGCCAAACCCAAGAUGGAGAUCAUCCUGCAGUUUCUGACCUUUGACCUGGAGCAUGACCCUUUGCAGGUGGGAGAGGGAGACUGCAAAUAUGAUUGGCUGGACAUCUGGGAUGGCAUUCCACAUGUUGGCCCCCUGAUUGGCAAGUACUGUGGGACCAAGACACCCUCCGAACUCCGUUCUUCUACAGGGAUCCUCUCACUGACCUUUCAUACGGACAUGGCGGUAGCCAAGGAUGGCUUCUCUGCACGUUACUACCUAGUUCAGCAAGAACCACUAGAGAACUUUCAGUGCAAUGUCCCCCUGGGAAUGGAGUCUGGCCGGAUUGCUAAUGAACAGAUUAGUGCAUCAUCUACCUACUCGGACAGGAGGUGGACCCCUCAACAAAGCCGGCUUCAUGGUGAUGACAAUGGCUGGACCCCCAACUUGGAUUCCAACAAGGAGUAUCUCCAGGUGGACCUGCGCUUUCUAACAAUGCUCACGGCCAUUGCAACUCAGGGAGCAAUUUCCAGGGAGACCCAGAAUGGCUACUAUGUCAAAUCCUACAAGCUGGAAGUCAGCACAAACGGUGAAGACUGGAUGAUGUACCGGCAUGGCAAAAACCACAAGGUAUUCCAGGCCAAUAACGAUGCCGCCGAGGUGGUUUUGAACAAGCUCCACAUGCCACUGCUGACGAGGUUCGUCAGGAUCCGGCCUCAGACCUGGCACUCGGGCAUCGCCCUCCGGCUGGAGCUCUUUGGCUGCCGGGUCACAGAUGCUCCCUGCUCCAACAUGCUGGGGAUGCUCUCGGGCCUCAUCGCGGACUCCCAGAUCUCUGCCUCCUCCACCCGCGAGUACCUGUGGAGCCCCAGUUCUGCCCGCCUGGUCAGCAGCCGCUCGGGCUGGUUUCCUCGGAUCCCUCAGGCCCAGCCGGGUGAGGAGUGGCUUCAGGUGGACCUGGGAGCCCCCAAGAUGGUAAAGGGCGUCAUCAUCCAGGGGGCCCGCGGAGGAGACAGCAUCACUGCAGUGGAAGCCAGGGCCUUUGUGCGCAAGUUCAAAGUCUCCUACAGCCUAAAUGGCAAGGACUGGGAAUACAUCCAGGACCCCAGGAUCCUGCAGCCGAAGCUGUUUGAAGGGAACAUGCACUAUGACACCCCUGACAUCCGGAGGUUUGACCCUGUUCCAGCGCAGUACGUGCGGAUUUACCCAGAGAGGUGGUCGCCAGCAGGGAUCGGGAUGCGGCUGGAGGUGCUGGGCUGUGACUGGACAGACUCAAGGCCCACAGUAGAGACACUGGGACCCACCAUGAAGAGCGAAGAGACAACCACCCCGUAUCCCAUCGACGAGGAGGCCACAGAGUGUGGGGAGAACUGCAGCUUUGAGGAUGACAAAGAAUUGCAGCUCCCAUCAGGAUUCAAUUGCAACUUUGAUUUCCCUGAGGAGACCUGUGGUUGGAUGUAUGACCAUGCCAAGUGGCUCAGGAGCACCUGGACCGGCAGCUCCAGCCCAAAUGACCAGACUUUUCCAGAUGACAAGAAUUUCCUGCGGCUGCAGAAUGAUGGCCGGAGGGAGGGCCAGUACGCACGGCUCAUCAGCCCACCUGUCCACCUGCCCCGAAGCCCCGUGUGCAUGGAGUUCCAGUAUCAAGCCACAGGCAGCCACGGGGUGACGCUGCAGGUGGUACGGGAAGCCAGCCAGGAGAGCAAGCUCCUGUGGGUCAUCCGCGAGGACCAGGGCAGCGAGUGGAAACACGGGCGGAUCAUCUUGCCUAGCUACGACAUGGAAUAUCAGAUUGUGUUUGAGGGAAUGAUAGGGAAAGGCCGUUCAGGAGAGAUUGCCAUUGAUGAUAUUCGGAUAAGCACCGAUGUCCCACUGGAGAACUGCAUGGAACCCAUCUCAGCUUUUGCAGUGGACAUCCCAGAAAUACACGGGAGAGGGGGCUAUGAUGAGGAAAUUGAUGAUGAGUACGAGGUGGAUUGGAGCAACUCUUCUUCCCCAACCUCAGGGUCUGGUGUCUCCUCGUCCGACAAAGAAAAGAGCUGGCUGUACACCCUGGACCCCAUCCUCAUCACCAUCAUCGCCAUGAGCUCACUGGGUGUGCUCCUGGGGGCCACCUGUGCCGGGCUCCUGCUCUACUGCACGUGCUCCUACUCCGGCCUGAACUCACGCAGCUGCACCACGCUGGAGAACUACAACUUCGAGCUCUAUGACGGCCUCAAGCACAAGGUCAAAAUGAACCACCAGAAGUGCUGCUCCGAGGCAUGACGGAUUACACCCGAAUCACAUCUGACAUUUCAUUCCAGCAAGACAGGCUGGUGAAGAUUAGAUUUUUUUUUCCUUUGGGAACGGAAUGCCAUAAUCUCGGUCAAACUGAUCCCGAAUACCGAAGGUGUGGACAAGACAGGCAGGCAAGUCGAAGGAAGGGGGGAGACACAGCCCACGCAGGGGAUCACUGCUCACCAAGGACCGCGGUGGCUGAGUCACUGCAGCGACGGGGCUGUGCUCUCUGCUGGGACAAAGACAGGAGCUCAUCUCUUUGGGGUCACAGUUCUAUUUUGUUUGUGUGUUUGUUAUUAUUCUAUUUUAUUUUCUUUGGUCUGUGAGCAACUCAAAGAGGCAGAACAGGAUAAUGACCUUUGCAGUGGUCGGAGCUGAGUGUUGAUGUUGUUCUCCGCUUUCUCUUUCUAAUCAACACUUGAAAAGCUAAGGGUGUUUUCGGCCUUUCCAUCUUUAGAAAUAAAACACAAACAAAGCUGUCCAGCUUAUCCCAGGCUCUGGGCAUCUCAGACCUUUGGGGAUUUGCUGUAGUGGAGGUUCUGCCAGCCAUCCCUACAAGCUGCCGUUGCCAGUCCUAGCAUUUAAGUAGGAUGUUGUUGCCUUUAACUUUUUUUAUCCAGGGGAAAAUUGCCAUUCUAGAGUCAGCAUAAACAGCUCUUUCUUAUAUGGGAUUCAAAACAAACCAGAAAGGAAACUUCACAACACAAUCCAGAGACACACCUCCAUGUUAGAAGCAGACAAGCCUUAAAGUGCUUUGUGAAUAGGAGCCAUUCAUUCAGUCUAGACCCAGAGUUUGUGGCCAUGGGGAAGCUUUCCUUGUGGGGGCUCUGGUGGUGGUUUUGCCUUUUCUGUUCCCUUCCCCUUAUUCUCCUAAAACACACACAACACACUACGCAUUUGUCAGAUCUCUUGUUGUCAGUUGCUGUCAAGUUGAUUCCAACUCAUGGCAACCCCAUGUGUGCAGAGUAGAACUGCUCCAUAGGGUUUUCCAGGCUGUGACCUUUUGGCUAGUAGUCCAGCACUUAGCCAUCUGCACCACCCGGGGACUCCUGUGAGGGCUCUAAACCCUAGGAAAUAGCGUUGUUUGAUAUUCUCAGAGGCCGGGCAGGGAAAAUACAGGCUCUCAGUGUGUUUUCUCCACCAGUGACAUGUUGUACCUGGUGACCCUGGGUGGAAGGAAGAGCAGUGGAGAGGGAAACAGAAGCCCAGCUCUGUGACCGUGUGAUGGCAAAGGCUGGGCAGCCUGUGCAGACAGACAUUUUGAUGAAUAAGUCUCUCUGACAGGCUAGUAAACACUGAUUUCCCCUUUGGGUUACAGCCACCACCUCAGCUUUUCAUGAGAGUCAGAGCAAAGAUAUAUACGAACUGAUUCCAACCAGAAGUCUGCAAGUACUUGGGACCAAAAUGCUAACAACGCUGCUUCAACCCCAGAGAGACUUAGGUUCUUACACGCACACACACGCACACACGCACACACACGCAUACACAUGCACGCACGCACAUGCACACGCAUGCACGCACACACACACCAAUUUAUGUGUUUUUUAUUAAGUGCCUUGAAAAAUGAAGAAAAAUGUAUUUUCCCCGCUGUAGAAAUCAACGAAUAUCAUACAAGUUAAGGCAUUCCUCCUUCCC